This is a messenger RNA of Thunnus maccoyii (southern bluefin tuna), 1214 nucleotides long. Its product is annotated as arginine-glutamic acid dipeptide repeats protein-like. The record is from RefSeq and is a predicted model, not a curated record. NCBI's taxonomy places the organism in Eukaryota, Metazoa, Chordata, Actinopteri, Scombriformes, Scombridae. The transcript is spliced from 2 exons. The coding region runs from base 555 to 1214 and encodes 219 amino acids.
UAUGGAAAUGUGAUGAAACAGGGUUUGGUGAUAAGCCAAAGUCCAAGGAGAUGGUUCUUUGCUAGAGGGGAAAGAGGCAGCAGAUGACCACCAGGGAGCACAAAACUGUGCAUUGCUGUGUCAGUGCACAGUCUGCUCUGAAUGGUCCAACAGACAGCCUGUAUAGCUAUUCACAGAAGGGAUACAUUAAUACAGAGCUCUUUCUAAAAUGGCUGGACCAUUUUGUGAAAUAUGUCCCUAAAGACAGACCUCUCUUGUUAAUCAUGGACCAGCAUGAAACCCACUGUCACUGUCAGGUCAUUGAUGUCUGCAGAACCAACAAAACUGAAUUUUUGCUGCUUUCUCCACAUACAACCCACAUCCUCCAACCCCUGGACAUUAGCAUUGUUAACCCAAUUAAAGCAUGUUUACCCAGUUGGCCACUCGCAUGGGACUGGUGAGAGGAGACAUGGUGGUCUGUAAGAAACAGUUCUCUGUCCUGAAACACUGCAGACAAUGUCAUUUUUGGCCUCAGGGAAGCAGGAAUUUACCUGCUCUCCAGAAAGGCUGUUGACAUGACACAGAUUGUGAAACUAGUGCCAAGUGCACAUGCUCCAGCGCCUCCACCUGCUGUGCCUCCUCCCUCCACUCCCCAGGACAAUGCAUCCACAUUUGCUGCAGUGCCCACCUCCUCCACUGCAGCUCCAUCCCCAGAAACCUCAUCAACUUCUCCUGUGACACCAAAAACUUGCCCUACAUGUAAAAGGGACAACGGAAAUUAUCUAGUUGACAGUGGUCUCAUCCCUCCUUCCCUUGCCACGAUCCUCGUCACACCCACCUUUGACACCACAGGAAGGGGCGGACGAUGGGUGCCCCUGCAAGCAAGGGAUGUCACCAGUGACAAAUAUAAUGCCAUCCUGCAAAAAUUGAAUGCUGCAGAGAAGAAAAAACAAGAGAUGAAUAAAAAGAGGAAAGAAGAGCAAGAAAUAAAGAGAGAAAAAAGGGCCAAGAUAGAGAAAAAAAGAGAAGAGAAAGAGAGAGAAAUUCUCUUGCUGAAAACAGUGAGCGACCACUGUGCAGUGUGCAGGAACAUUACACCACCAGGGUCUGAGGCAGAGGUGGAUGACUGGGUACAGUGUGAAUUGUGUGAGCUGUGGUUUCAGCUCGUCUGUGUCGACCUCAGUGAUGCUCCAGAUGGGGAGCAUACUUGUGUUUGUGCCACAAGUAUGGCCUGA